CGAAAUACUCACUCAGAUAUACAUGUUGAGUCUGUAGUCUACUUCUGCUCAAGCAAGCCUGUACAGUACGCUGUACCAAAGACCAGAAUUACUUACCGGUAGUUACGUAAUGGUCAUUUGAUCAGGUCAAUGAAUUAGGGGAAAUUAGCUUUGACUCCCCACGCAGUCAGACUAGGCUCGUCGCAGCCUCCAAAGCUGAAUCGCUUGACGCUCUCUUUUACACCUUCCUUUAUGCCGCUAUAGAAAACAGGAUGCACAACGACUACGAGGCAAUGUCUCGUAUUGUCAAAAGUAACUGCAUUGCUUCAUUCACAUUCCUGGUUUGGGAAACUCUGGUAACGUCCGGGGACGAAGUCGAAUACAUAUGGCCAAAACCAACACAGUCUUUUUUUAAGUGGCUGUACUUUUUUCUUCGUUAUUUCAACAUGCUCGCACAACUCUGGCAUCAAUUUGCAAUCCCACGUAUCAUUUCUGGACACAUCUCUAACCAAGUAUGCAAAGCUUGGUAUAUCUACACGAUCAUAAUCACGCAAGCAAUGGCCACAGCUGUAGAGAUCAUUCUGGCGACGCGAGUGUAUGCUCUGUAUAACAAAAGCCGUCGUGUAGGAGGCCUUUUGUACGCUUUGAUUUUGAUUGAAAUUAUCGCCAUGACCGCCAACAGCAUUCACACCAUCCCUAUCAUUGAACACGCUGUAAUCUGUGUCUUGGUUAAGCCUCCACAACAAAUUCUUUAUUACAGCAUAUCGGUGUUCACCACUCAGAGCGCCCUUAUGGGCCUUACCCUCAUUAAGCACUUUUUUGCCAUGCGUAAUGGCUGGGGAAGGACACCCCUUGUAUCACUUCUUAUGCGUGAUGGAAUAGCGGUCUAUCUUGUAAUGUUCGUAUUAAUUGCUUCAACCGUUAUCUAUUGCCUCUCGGGAAAUGAGCUCACUGUGAUUGUCUUCUUUUGGCUGCUAUCCUUGUUAUCAUCUACCGGCUGUCGUUUGAUAGUCAACAUGCAACGUCUUGCAACAAUGGCGGAACGGCACUCCACUUCCGGUGUUCAACUGUCUACUGAGAUUGCGCUAGACGUAUCGUGUCCCACUUUAGAAUGAUAACUUACAUUUGGUAUAUUGACGUGUUGUCAGUGUCCAGCUACGUCCAAUUUUGGAGGUUUCGCUGGGAUUUACUUGGUAGUCAUUGAUACUAUAAUUCAGCAGUAAUUUCCUGGAUCUAAUUUCAGUUCGAGGAUAUUC
Messenger RNA from Serpula lacrymans var. lacrymans S7.9, 1235 nucleotides. RefSeq lists its product as uncharacterized. Lineage: Eukaryota; Fungi; Basidiomycota; Agaricomycetes; Boletales; Serpulaceae. The record is from RefSeq and is a predicted model, not a curated record. The transcript has 11 exons. Bases 252 to 1094 code for a protein of 280 amino acids.